This is a messenger RNA of Polistes dominula (European paper wasp), 2572 nucleotides long. It is a transcript of the gene hbn, whose product is annotated as aristaless related homeobox homeobrain. Gene Ontology annotation, molecular function: RNA polymerase II transcription regulatory region sequence-specific DNA binding; DNA-binding transcription factor activity, RNA polymerase II-specific. Gene Ontology annotation, biological process: regulation of transcription by RNA polymerase II. The record is from RefSeq and is a predicted model, not a curated record. Lineage: Eukaryota; Metazoa; Arthropoda; Insecta; Hymenoptera; Vespidae.
UCGAUUGACGCAUUUUCUUUGGAAGGUGGAGAGUCGCGUCGAACAUCGGGACGGAUGUUUCAUUCCUAUUUCUAUCGCUUUCUAUCACAAGCUAAUAUUUUUUAAUCUAUUUCUAUAUCCGUUUCGAUCCUUUUCAUACGUUUCAUUUUUUCCAUCAGUCUAUUCUUUUUGCACCACAUUUCCGAUCUCUUAUUAAUUAUUAUUUCUUACUUACAUAUAUAUAUCCGUACAUUUUAUUUUAUUUAUUUACAUUUUACCUAUAUUUGAUUUUACAUUAAUUUAUUUUUAUUGAUUUUUUUUUUCAUACAAUUGAUCGAUUUAUCUAUCCUAUUCUGAUUGUUUUCCUUUUCCAUGUAUAUAAUUCCGAGUACGCAUUUGUAUUGCGUAUGUACGAAUGGUUGUUUAUAAGGUACACAACCUGUACUAUAUUUCGUACGUAUUAACGAGUCCAGAAGAAAGCGGGAAAUUCGAUUUUCGUCUCGCGAUUUGUACAUGUGCGACCUGAAGAAAAUAGGACGUUCAAUUUAACAAAAAUACGCCCUGUGGAAUCUACAUAUAGAUACAAUACAAUAUAUAUAUAUAUAUAUAUUGUAUAUAUAUGUCGCCGUCGAUAGAGUGACACUCGUGAUUGAUUUAUUUGAGUUUUGUUUUGUUUGAAUUAUGUUUCGUUUUAUUAUACCUAUUUGCGAAAAGUUCUUCGACGUUUAAAAAAAACAAAAAGAAAAAGAAGAAGAAAAUCAUCCACGUGUGAGGAGGAUCAUCCUCCUCCACGCUUCCAACUACAGCAUCAAGUUAAGAAAAAUCGUUUUUUCUUGCCGGUGAUAUUAUGGCGCAAACUUACAAUCAGAAGAAAAACGUUUACAGCAUCGAUCAGAUCUUGGGCCAUGCCAAAGACGAAGAUCAUGCGACGUCGUCCGAUACAGUUGGCGAUAACGGUGACACCGAGCUGGGACAUCUUAGCGAUCAUCAAAUGAGCGACGGGCUUCACGACUCGUUGAAUCUCGGUGAGUCUGACAGACCGAGGAAGGUUCGAAGGUCGAGGACAACAUUCACGACCUAUCAACUACACGAACUCGAAAAUGCCUUUGGGAAGACGCAAUAUCCUGAUGUUUUCACAAGAGAGGAACUGGCGAUGCGUUUGGAUCUAUCAGAAGCUCGAGUUCAGGUAUGGUUCCAAAAUCGUCGAGCCAAAUGGCGUAAGAAAGAAAAAGCUCUUGGAAGGGACACGAGCUUUAUGCACGUCGAGCAGGGAGGUGUGAACGAGUUGUCGCUGCACGCACGGUUACUCCAAUCGGCCGGUGGUGUACCAGGUGCGGAUCCAUCGGGUCCACCAAGCGGAGCCUUCCCGUGGUUCAUACCACCGGUAUUUCCACCCCCUUGGCCAGCUAGCGCACCAAAAUUACCACCGUUGCAUGCGAUUCUUUCGCAGUAUAUUGGUUUACCUUUACCGCAAAAUUUGGCGUCUUUGAGCACGGUCCUACCGGUUGGUUUAAAUCCUGCAGCGUCUUCGUUAAACCACAACAACGUUAAUGGCCAUACAUUAGGGAAUCAUUUACACGGACAUCCAUUGAAUCUUGGUGUACAAAAUUUGCCGCAAAAUUUGAGCUCUAAGCACGAAAAGGAAGACGACUCGUCGUCGGAAGAUGAAAUCAGAAGACAAAGCGCUGAGGUUCUCAGAGUUAAGGCUGAAGAGAUUAUACGUAAAGCGGAUAAUUAAUAAGCAAAUUUAAAUGAGGAACGUCGAUUUGUUCUUUGAUUUUUCAUUUUGGUGAUUGCUAUCGAAGUAAAUUCAGUGGACUUGGUGGUAAUCAAACGAACAAAUUAAUUACUGUGAUUGGUUGGAGCCAUAAUAAGUCCCAAGAUGAGGUCUAGAAGAAAAAUAAAAAAAGGAAUGAUAAUUCUAUUUCCACAUGGACAAUCCGUAACAUAAAUAAUAUGCAUGGAUACGUAGUAUCAUUACUACUACUACUACUACUACACUACUACUACUUCUACUACUAUUACUACUACUACUGCUACGUGUACUUUAAUGUCGGCAUUGACUUACAACGCAAUCAAGUAAGCCGUCGUUGAUGUUCGCGUCACCGUCGUAGUCCUUUUGCAUAUGUCGAUAUCAUAAAGAUGUAGUAGAUAUCGCGUUCAUGCAAGACUCCUGCUCGGUGUCGCGUUUAUUGGGACACACGUAUGUAUGUAUUUACAAAGUGUAAAUGUAAACAUGUAGAAAGAGUGAGAGAAAACACGCGAUUCGCUCUUAGAACGAACUUUGCGUCGUUUAUGCAUAGAAACCGAACGCGAGAAUGGACUGUUUAAAAAAAGCAAACGAAAAGAAAUUAAGAAGAAGAAGAGAAUACUUUAAAUAACAACAAAUCUCGUGGGUGGAUUGGAGGAGUCCGUUAAUUUUGUAAAAUUACACACCUGUGUGAUAAUACUUAUGUAGUACAGGUGUAACUCGCAAACAGUGAUGAUUAUAAUUACGACGAUGAUGAUGAUAAUGAUGAUGAUGAUGACGAUGAUGGUGAUGAAAUGGUGGUUUUCUUUAUGUAAAUAUGUAGGUAACCGAUUAUGUUAAAAA